AUGACACCAGGAGUGAUGGGAGUGUGGCUGCCUUCAGCUCUGCUUCUCUUGCAGGUCCCAGGCUGUGUCCCUCUGCAUGGCCCCAGCAAGGUGAUAGGCACUGUGGGGGAGUCCCUGAGUGUGCAGUGUCAGUACGAGGAGGAACACAAGAAUAAUGAGAAAUACUGGUGCAGAGUGUCACUGCUACCAUGUAAAGAGAUUGUCAGGACCAGAGCCUCAAAAGAAGCUGGGAAAGGCCGAGUGUCCAUCAGGGACCAUCCAGCCAACCUCACCUUCACAGUGACCUUGGAGAAACUCACCCUGGAGGAUGCAGGCACCUACAAGUGUGGGGUGGACAUGCCACAUAUUGAUGACUCCUUAGGGAUCUAUCCGUUCUUGGGGAUUGAUGAUGAUUCCCUCAAGGUUGUGGUGUCCGUGGUUCCAGGCUCUAGCCCCGAGAACAGAGCAAAUACCCUGGGGUCCCCCACAUCCUCACCAGUGCAUACUCAGCCCAGCGUGACCACAGAGGACACAACUCCUGGUCCCAGCCUACAACCCCGGUCCCUGCUGAGCAGCAUCUACUUCAAGCUCCUGGUCUUUCUGGAGGUGCUCCUGCUCCUGGGCAUGCUCAGUGCAGUCCUUUGGGUGAACAGGCCUCAGAGGUGCUCUGGGGGAGGUGAAGUUGGCCUGGUGAAGGCCCAGAGUUCUGAUGCCCAGUAAAGAUAGAAACACCUUCCAAAAGACACAACAUACUAUCUCUCUCCCUGGUGUGGUGUCGUGUGUGUGUGUGUGUGUGUGUGUGUGUGUGUGUGUAUGUGUGUGUGUGUGUUUUUAAACAUUGUUGGUGCAUAUGUGUAUGUGGAGGACAAAUUUAGGUGUCAUUGUACUGUUGUCUGAGACAGGAUUUCUCAUUGCCCUGGACCUUUGCUAAGUAGACAAGGCUAGCUAGUGGGGAACUCCAGGGACCUACCUGAAUCUACCUCCUAUCUGGGAAUUACAGCACACAAAACUGCCCCAGCUUUACAACACACACACACACACACACACACACACACACACACACACACACACACACUCACAC
Messenger RNA from Peromyscus maniculatus bairdii (prairie deer mouse), 1060 nucleotides. The record is from RefSeq and is a predicted model, not a curated record. Lineage: Eukaryota; Metazoa; Chordata; Mammalia; Rodentia; Cricetidae.